This is a messenger RNA of Panicum virgatum (switchgrass), 2112 nucleotides long. RefSeq names its product probable receptor-like protein kinase At2g42960. The coding region runs from base 188 to 1717 and encodes 509 amino acids. The record is from RefSeq and is a predicted model, not a curated record. The transcript is spliced from 8 exons. Gene Ontology annotation, molecular function: ATP binding; protein kinase activity. Gene Ontology annotation, biological process: protein phosphorylation. NCBI's taxonomy places the organism in Eukaryota, Viridiplantae, Streptophyta, Magnoliopsida, Poales, Poaceae.
UCCUCGUUCACCCCUCCUCUCCCUUUUUUUUUUUCCUUUCUUCCGUUCACUCUCACUCUCUUCUCUAGUAGGCUUCCUUUCCUGGCGGCGGCGGACUGGGCGAGCGCGCCACCCUUCGUCCAGGUCUUCGUCGCGCCCUUCGCCGGCGACGAGCAUCCACCAGUGUGCAGGUUGCUGAGGAAUAAAGAUGUCCACUGGCGAAGUCCUGAGGGCAGAGCUAUCUUCCAGGACGCCGCCUUUCGGCCUGAGGCUAUGGAUUGUGAUUGGCAUCUGUAUCUGGGUGGUAAUCUUAUUUAUCCUAGGUUUGAUGUGCUUCUGGGCUGUAUACCGGAGGAAGCCGAGCAAGUCAGUCGAUAAGAUUCCGGUGUCUCAGAUUCCGGAUGUCUCCAAGGAGAUUGCGGUAGACGAAGUGCGUGAGCAUGCUGUUGUUGAAAACUUCCAAGUGCAAGAAAGCCAAGCGCUGGCCGUGCAGGAGAAGCACUACGAAAAGGAUUCGGGGAAAAUGUUGGCGCACUUGGUUAGGAGCAAGUCAAGCGAUGCUGAUAAUCUGAGCCAAUGCAGCUCCGCAUACCAGUGCGAAAGAGCUGGUAGUUCGUAUUCUGGAGAUGAGGCUAGCUCGGGCAAUGCUAGGAGGCAGUACUCUCAGUAUGCAACUGUCACUGCAUCUCCGCUGGUUGGCCUCCCGGAGUUUUCACAUCUGGGUUGGGGUCACUGGUUUACUUUGAGGGAUUUGGAGCAUGCAACAAAUCGGUUUUCUAAGGAGAAUGUCAUUGGAGAAGGUGGAUAUGGAGUAGUUUACCGUGGCCGACUCAUAAAUGGAUCAGACGUUGCAAUAAAAAAGCUUCUUAAUAACAUGGGUCAAGCAGAAAAGGAAUUCAGGGUUGAAGUUGAGGCAAUUGGACAUGUCAGGCAUAAGAAUCUUGUCCGCCUUCUAGGAUAUUGCGUUGAGGGAAUCCACAGGAUGCUUGUGUAUGAGUAUGUGAAUAAUGGGAACUUAGAACAGUGGCUUCAUGGUGCCAUGCGGCAACAUGGUGUUCUUACUUGGGAAGCCCGGAUGAAAGUUGUUCUUGGAAUUGCUAAGGCGCUUGCUUAUUUACAUGAAGCCAUAGAACCAAAGGUUGUGCACCGUGAUAUCAAAUCAAGUAAUAUCCUAAUUGAUGAAGAAUUCAAUGGCAAGCUUUCUGAUUUUGGAUUGGCCAAGCUCCUGGGUGCAGGGAAGAGCCAUAUCACAACUCGAGUUAUGGGAACUUUCGGGUAUGUGGCCCCUGAAUAUGCCAACACAGGUCUGUUAAAUGAGAGGAGCGAUGUCUAUAGUUUCGGGGUGCUACUACUGGAAGCAGUAACUGGGAGGGAUCCAGUUGACUAUGGUCGCCCUGCUAAUGAGGUGCAUCUGGUGGAGUGGCUCAAAAUGAUGGUUGGCACAAGAAGAGCUGAGGAAGUAGUGGAUCCUGACAUGGAGUUGAAACCAACCAUUCGUGCUCUGAAGCGUGCUCUUCUAGUGGCAUUGCGGUGUGUCGAUCCAGAUGCUGAGAAAAGGCCCACUAUGGGUCAGGUUGUCCGGAUGCUUGAGGCAGAAGGUGUCCCUUCACGGGAGGACCGUCGGUGCCGGAGGGGCCACAGCAGCAACGCGGACAGCGAGUCCAAGGCAAGCUCAAGCGAGUUCGAGAUAAGCAGUGAUCAAAGAGAGUCGGGACUGUCCGCGAGGUUUCAACCCUAACUCCUGAUGAGAACACAGCGAAUCGAGAAUCGGAGGAACGGGGUGGGAUGGAUUUGGGGAUUGGUUGUGGUAGAGUACUAGAGUUGGGUAGAAGGGCAUUGCAUUUUGUACUGUAGGUAUUCCUUGGUGGUAGCCAGCUUAGAGUGCAGAGCCAGAUCGAUCCCCUGAGAGACUCAGACUUGCUGUGAAUCCUGAAUGGUAUUCUGUUGGUCCAGUAGCAGCUUGUACAGAAAUUUCCUUUCCUUUUGUUUUUCUUUUUGGUUAGGACAGGACUUGGCUGGUAGAAAAGAAGAUGGUCUAUUUCCUAAUGUGAUGAGCGACUUGAACCACCAACCUGUUCGUAUUCAUUUCAGUUAGUGACUUGGUUCUAUUGAUCAAGCUAUAGUUCUAUGCAA